This is a messenger RNA of Vidua chalybeata, 1937 nucleotides long. RefSeq names its product AU RNA binding methylglutaconyl-CoA hydratase (gene AUH). Gene Ontology annotation, cellular component: mitochondrion. NCBI's taxonomy places the organism in Eukaryota, Metazoa, Chordata, Aves, Passeriformes, Viduidae. The transcript is spliced from 8 exons. Gene Ontology annotation, molecular function: enoyl-CoA hydratase activity. The record is from RefSeq and is a predicted model, not a curated record. Bases 182 to 823 code for a protein of 213 amino acids. Gene Ontology annotation, biological process: fatty acid beta-oxidation.
GUGAGGAGAAUCUCCUUACCUAUAACACUGAAGCUGAACUGAAUUUUUACAGUAAUUGCCUUAAUUGUCAAAGAACUAAAACAUCAGUGGAGUUCUGAUAUGUGAACUAUUUUCUCCUUGAUUGCAAUGGACAGCAUUAACUAUUUAUUCUCUUUGGUAGACUGACUGUCCAUCACAAUCCAUGCCAUCAGCAGUGAGUCUCUCAGCCUCAGCAAGUUCAGGUGCUGACCUUAAGGAAAGGGCAAAAAUGCACUCAAGUGAAGUUAGUUCUUUUGUCUCCAGAGCAAGAGCAACUAUUAAUGAAUUGGCUAAUCUGCCUGUGCCUACUAUUGCUGCAAUAGAUGGAACUGCCUUAGGUGGUGGCCUAGAACUUGCGUUAGCCUGUGAUAUACGGGUGGCAGCAUCUUCUGCUAAAAUGGGCUUAGUUGAAACAAAGCUGGCGAUCAUUCCAGGUGCAGGAGGGACACAAAGAUUACCUCGCACAAUUGGAGUGUCAUUGGCAAAAGAACUAAUCUUCUCUGCACGCAUUGUAGAUGGUGUGGAAGCAAAAUCAAUAGGAUUGAUUAGCCAUGUGGUAGAACAGAAUGAAGCAGGGGAUGCUGCAUACAGAAGAGCAUUAGCUCUGGCGAGAGAAUUCUUACCUCAGGGACCAGUAGCAAUGAGAGUUGCAAAACUGGCUAUCAAUCAGGGAAUGGAGGUCGACUUAGUAACAGGUUUAGCAAUUGAAGAAGCUUGUUAUGCUCAGACUAUCCCAACAAAAGAUAGAAUUGAAGGCCUUCUUGCAUUUAAGGAGAAGAGACCUCCUCGCUACAAGGGAGAAUAAAAGAAUCUGAUGCCUUUAAAAUACAGGGGGAUAAAAGUACUUCUAUGAGGACCAUUAAGGUGCACUUUGCAUCCGCACCUGGAAUAUCACAAUCACCAAAGUAACAGCAAAUCAUACAGAUACUACAACAUUUUGAAUGUGUCCAUACUUAUACGAAGCCAAGAUAGAAAUGGGUGUCAGCUCAUGCUCAUUACAGUUUCUGAUGGUUGAUCUGUGUAAUGCCAAAGUCACAGGUUCAUGCAGCAUUUUUAAGAUUUCACAUGUAUGAAACAUACCAUUCCACGAUUGAAAAAGCUCUGUAAUUCUUUACAUAGACAAAAUGUAUCUGUGAUGUUAAGCAUAAAUCUGCUAUAUAAUUUUAUCAAAACAAAAGCAACUACUGAACACCAAAAAUAAGAAAUUGUACCAAAUAUGCAUUUAAAUGAUUCUGUAUAUCAGUAAAAAUUAUAUUUGAGUAUUCUAUCAGAAUAUCUAUAUUAUUAAUAAAGCUAGGGGAAAUGAAAAGGAUUAUAAUUUAGAAAAUGCUGAGCUUUGUUUAUGUUACUUACUCUAUCCUAAGCAAAAUGAAAUUCACUUUAGCACUUAAUGGUGUCCUUUUGAUAAAGUUGCUGCCAUUAUAUUAAUUUAAUUGUAUUGAAUGAAGACAUAUUCAAGGCCAGCCUUUAAUUAUACAUUAUUGUAUGUUAAACCUGUCUUUGUCUUGCAUUUUUCCAACAUAUCAUCUGAUCAGCACUGUAAUGGAACUUUAUUUCAUUUGCCCCAGUUAUUUUAAAUUUUGAUGAUUGUAUUGAAGAUGGUUGUGUGGGGAUAUGACCAAUGUGCUGUAAUAGAACCUAGAAUUAUCUUAAUCUCCAGAAUAUUCCUUUUGCAAGUUGUAUGAAUGUAUAUUUAUAUACAACAGGGAAAAUGUUGAAAGGUUCUUUAUUUUGUGUUGGCCUCAGAGCUCUUUUCAUGCAUUGCAAGAGAAAUGCAGUAAGUUUCAAGGUAAGAAAACUUGUGAUUCAUACUGUGUAUUUGCAGUGGAUGCAACAUAUACAGCAAAUGUCUGGAAAUAACCUCGUAGAAAGUAUUUUUGUUAAUUUGACUGUAAAAUAAACAUGGCUUAGCAGUCCAA